Messenger RNA from Durio zibethinus, 952 nucleotides. NCBI's taxonomy places the organism in Eukaryota, Viridiplantae, Streptophyta, Magnoliopsida, Malvales, Malvaceae. The record is from RefSeq and is a predicted model, not a curated record.
UUAUCCCCAAAGUCCCACCUGAACCGCCAAUUUAUUUUUUAUUUUUUUAAUCUGGCAAUUUCCCGAUUUUUCUCACCGUACCACCAUGACCACCGCCGUUCUGACUCUAUUAUCUCCUCCUCGUCUCGCCACCGAAAUUAAAGGACGACCGCAUCCUAUCCCAAACUCGAAUCCUUCGAAACUCCAACACAUUCGCAGCAUCCCUAAAAUCACCUGCUCGUCCAUCACCACCCAAUCACAAUCAGCCAAGCAAGACCUUCUCAAUCUCAUCUCAGACCAAGAUCGAGGCCUCAAAACCCAAAAAGACCCUGAAAAACGCGAUGCAAUCGUCAAAGCGAUCGACGCUAUGGCCAAUCUAGGCCGCAACACUGUGACUACUGGCGAUUCCCUCUCCGCCACGUGGCGGCUUCUAUGGACAACGGAGAAAGAGCAACUCUUCAUCAUAGAGAAAGCUUACCUGUUUGGUACUCAAGCUGGCGACGUCUUGCAGGUCAUAGACGUCGAUAAGAAGACUCUGAAUAACGUCAUAACGUUUCCGCCUGAUGGAGUUUUCUUCGUCCGAUCCGCCAUUGAGAUUGCUUCAUCUCAGAGAGUGAAUUUCAAAUUUACGAGUGCGGUUCUAAGGGGAUCAAACUGGGAGAUUCCGCUUCCACCGUUUGGGCAGGGUUGGUUUGAGACCGUCUAUCUUGAUGAUGAGAUUCGAGUUGUGAAAGAUAUCAGAGAUGAUUACUUGAUUGUCGAGCAUGCUCCAUAUAACUGGAAAGAAUGAAGCCCAGGGAUCUUAAGUCUCAUUAUAAUCAUUAUCUGCAGGAUUCAUGGUCUCUUCCCUUUUAUGCUGUUCAUAAUUGAACAAAUUUAUACAGUAGAUGUGAAUAUUUUCAGGAGUCCGAGAGCAAUCUUAUACCAGCUGAUAAUCAUGCGUAGUGGUGUUUCUAAUUCAAUUUUUACAAAA